UUUCUUUAAGUGGGAUCACCAUUAUUAAAUAAUAACAAAAUAAUUUCGCAAGAGGUACAUACCCUUCGUCUAGAUUUAUUUUGUGACGAUUAUAACAUUCCGUUGGUGAUUGUUUUGCGGGGUGGCAGAGGGGGGGUGGUGACUGGGGUAAGGGCAGUGGGGAGGGUGAUUGAUACAAAUUGAGUGAGGUUCCUCUGAUAUAAACAAACUCAUCAUCCGUCGUGCCGACUGCUUAAAAUAGACUGCUGGAUGUCAAAAGCAAAAAACAUGGCUUCUGGUAGCCUGCUGGAAUAUUCGUUACAGGGCUGAGAGACGUCGAGAUACUCAAAGCAACAGAGAAAAGCAGACAGUAAUGUUCGCUGUAUCCAGGGCCUCCAAUGGCGUUCAUGUCGAGAUUCUCUCGGAGCAGCUCCAGGUCUCCGAAUAGGAAGGACUCCGAGCGCAGCUCUCCUGUCCUGUCUGUGUACGAGCUGGAGCGGCUGUUGUACACGGGGAAGACCGCUUGCAACCACGCGGACGAAGUGUGGCCUGGCCUCUACAUAGGCGACCAGGAUAUAGCUGCUGACCGGCGUGAGUUGACAAAGCUCGGGAUCACCCACAUCCUGAACUGUGCCCAUAGCAAGUGGCGAGGCGGGGCGGAACACUACCAGGGCAUGAACAUCACCUACCAGGGUAUAGAGGCCCAUGACUCGCCUACCUUUGAUAUGAGUGUCAACUUCUACCCUGCUGCAGAGUUCAUCCACAAGGCACUGAGCAGUGGAGGGAAAAUUCUGGUUCACUGUGCUGUAGGGGUCAGUCGCUCAGCCACCUUGGUGCUGGCUUACCUCAUGAUCCGCCAGAACAUGACCCUCGUCGAAGCCAUCAAGACCGUCAAGGACCACCGUGGCAUCAUACCCAACCGCGGCUUCCUCCGUCAGCUCAACGGCCUCGAUGGCAUUUUGAGAGACAGCCGGAAAACCUAAGAAGGCUCCGGUACAGUCAAUGGCUAAAAAAUACUAUCUUGAGAAAAUCGCGCCAUCGCUCUGUACCCUUAUGAAAGUGUAUUGUGGUGUAUCAUGGAAGAAAGACAGAUCAUAUUCAUUCAUAGUUAGAAAAGCACAGUAAAUCAUGGUAGGAGCGCAGUAAAUCCAGAAAAAAGCUGAAAAUACUUUGAAAAUCUGCCUAUGUACAUUUUCCUAAGGGUAUUUAUUUGACUUUUUUGUUUUGCUUAGUAAGAAAGAGAUCUUAAAAAACCCUGAAACUCGUUAUUGCACAGGUGGGAUCUGGAGAGUCAUUAAUAGUGCACAUUUUUCUAUUUCCUCCUAUUUGGCCAGCACUUCUUGGGAUUGACUACCUUCCACUGAGGGCAGUGAUCAAGGUCAGCAGGAUAUCCAGUUAGCUGUGUCUAUUGUUAGUGUAAGUGUUGCUUUAAGCUCCUUGAUAUCAACAUGGAGUUUUCUGUUAACCACUGCAGAACAAAAUAAAGAAACAAACAGCCGCAGACAUUUAAAUUCAUGCCUUCUUUGGAGCCAUAGGAAAUUGUUAUAAAAAGUAGAAAGAUUGUGUUCUUAAUCCCCCCUUUCCUGGUGCUUAGGUAGCCGAAAACCUUUGCUCUAGUGCACAAUUUGCUCCAUUUAAAAAAACAAGUGAAAAGCCUGACAUUGACCUGGAUGACCAAUGAUGAUCCUCCAUUUCCCAGAUCUCUAUAGAUAUGUAAUAAGGUCAGGACUCAGUCAAACUGUAGCUACUGCUACUGCAUCCAUUUAAGCAGUAUCCUGAGAUCUCAGUGUCAGGAAAGUGUGAUGGAAUAAGAUUUUCUUGUUUGCUAUGUACUGUCCUUGUGGUGCUGAUGCCGUGCUUGAAUGUUCUCUGCAGGGAUUUGGGUUUUAUUGGAUGUGUCCUUACUUACAGUAACACUGGAAAAUAGUAAAAGAAGGUAAACUUCUCGAACAUCUUGAACAUGAGCAUUUCAAAUGAAAUGCAAGAUUUUAAAGACACAUCUCAAGUAUCCUGCCUAUCGUGGGAAAGACCCUUUCCUAAAUUCAUACUCUUCACUUUUUAUUUUUCCAAGACGUCAGGAUAAUAUUUUGUAGCACAGAGCUGUGGGAAACCUGUCUUAAAGGAAAGGCAGCUCUUUCAAUGUAGCAAUUUGUAGUUAGAUGGUUAGCUUUAGCAGCUAAACCAGUGAUUGUACUUGUUGUUAAGUGAAGUAUAGAAUAAUUAACUUUAGCAUUGUACUUAGAGUCUGAACCAACCUUGUAUUUAGGAGUGAGAUGCAGUGAAGGGAAUUGUGCAGUAUCCAGGUAGAAAACAGUGGUGUAGGUUAGAGUAGCCUAUCAAUGUGACUUGUUUGCUGUGUCUGGUGCUAUAGUCACUUGGCCUUUGAUGUAAUUUGUGUUUCUUUAAGUUUCAGGUGUACAAUGUUAUGGGAGUGUUCCUUCAAUUCUAAGGACAGAAAAAAAAACAUUCUGUCAAUAUAUUGUUCCCUGAUUUCUAGACUUUGAUCACUCCAAAGUGUCUUUUCAAUGACUCAGCUCCCUGGCCGUUUUCAACAGGGAGGGAAGGUUUGGUGUAAUUUGUGUUAUAACAACUUGCAAUGUCCCAGGUGCUUGCAGGAUUGCGGUGAGGGAUACACCACCCCUUCACUUGGUGCAGAACCUGUCUGGGAUGCCGCAACCUUUAACACAUUCAAAAGUGAGCGGUUUGAAGCCAGGUGUCUGACGAGCGUCACUGCCUACACUUCCGCAUUCUGCCCCACGUAUUGUUGCUGGGUUUGUCCAGGAGCCGAGAUUUGAAAAAAACACACACAAAUGGCUUUUCUCAAAUGGGUGGGUUUAUCAUAAAAAUAAUUGGUGCUUGCAUGUUUUCAGAAGGCAUAUGUGGGAGAAACAUUGCAAUGGUGAAACCAGGAGCUUUCUAAGACCUUCCCAGAGGCCAGCCAGUCAUCCGUCCUCAAGAAGGCCACUUAUUCCUGGUAAGGAUUACAGCACUCUGGAGCCUGUCCUAAAUGCACAGGGUGCAGAGGGAAAUAUCAAACCAUUGCAGGGCAGGCACACUUUGUUUAGAGCCAAGAAUUAAUUAAAUCCAGAAUAAGCUUGGAAGGUGAGAAGAAAUCAGAGGUCCCAAAGAAAACCUGUAAAAACAUGGGGAGAAGAUACAAACUCCACAAGGAGGGCUUCCUAGGAACUCAGUCCAAAACCCAAGAGCGGUGAGGCAGCAGCACUAGCUGCUACACCAUCAUGACAUCCCCCUUUCCAGAUCCCUCAUUAGUGGCUAGGUUAAUGCUGUCUCUAUUGUUAUAUUCUACCAGGAAUUCCCAGGCUCCUUGGAGGCCAUGUAUUACAAGUGUUCUAAUUAAAAAACACUGGUACCAUGGAGGAUUAAUAGGAUGUGCAAAAUGCCCUUUCAUUAUCUGGGAGAGCGUCACAAGAUUUUCUAUUUUUAAAAUUCCAGAUCUGUGAGUUUAAACUUUCCUGCUUAAACUUAACUCAGACACAAUCUUGAUUCACUAAUGGAAUGAAGCUCCUGUUUGGAAAGAGGAAACCAAGGUUUGAUUUAGCAGAUUGCAUUGAAAAUGCUGAGAAAUUUACUGUACAUUUUGCCCAUAAAGCCCUAAGUACAGUAUUCAGCACUUUUUCUGGGCCACAAUUAGAAGUAUGCCUGAUAAAAAAUAUUGGCAUAGCCUGCAAUUUAGGAUACUAAGCUGUAACCUUCACAACAUCCAACACAGCUCAUCUGGUGUCAGACAAAAAUAUUAAAUGUGUACAGUAAUUUUAAUUCUGAAACAUACCGGAGAAAUGGGGUAGGUUGCUUUUGUAUCUUUCUGUGUGUGUGUAUGUGUGUGUGUUUUUUAAAAAAACCUCACUCCUGCCACUUUUUUAUACUAAGGGAAGCCACAGUCACUGUUUUCAUAAAACUUCAAAUCCUUCCAAUUCUAAGGACUAUGUACACGCCGUUGCCUUCUGCAAUCUGGACAAAAGUUCUGGAACCAGCAGAUAAAAUCCAGAAAUAAUUUGUGCAUCUUUAUUUCUUUUGGUUUCUCUAAAUGUAAGUAUAUUGUAAUUAUUUUUAUCCAGCACUGUGAGAGAAAAAAAAUCAUUUAUAUCCAAUAGGAAUGUUAGUUUCAGGACAGGAUCAGGUUUUUUGCUAGUUAUUCUUUUUAAGGUACUGUACUUUCAUGUAAGUACAUUGAAGUUACAAGAAACAUCCUUCGGGGAGUAAUUUGCUAGUCUUGCGUUGAAUGUUACUCACUAGUGCGAAACAGAAUGUGUUUACUGUUAAUGAUACCCAUAUCAACUGACUGACUUUUCUGUGUUGGCAAACCAUCUGUGGUGGAAAGAAAAGAUUGUCAGGCUGUUGCCUUCAGAAGUCUGUAAGAACUAGCUGAGAGUUAUAAUGUACUUUACCACCUCUCCUUUAAAUGCAUUAGUCAGUAAAAAAUGUCCAGACGCAGAAAUCCCACAUAAUGUAGGCUGAUGUGGUGAACACACAAAGCACAUUGUGCAACAGCAGUCAUGUGAAGGAGAGGUUCCUCACUAGAAAAGCAAUGAGAGAGCGGUGUAUGGCUGGUGGGGCAUGAUAAAUGGUGCUUUGACAUUUGUGUGUCCAGUCUGCCUUUGAAGAAAUAUUUACAUCAGACCACAUGAAACCCUCCCUGAAAUCACAUGUGACAUACAAUAACUGGAACUCUACAUUACUUCCUAUUCUUUUCAGAAUAUGAUACGUAUUCAAUUCACUUGUGUUUUUCAAAUAUACUAUGAGCCUUUACAUUUGGGAAAUGCAUUGCGUUCUGUACCUUCAGUAUAUGAAUUGCAUACUGGAAUUACAUGCAUAUAUUAGGAUUCUCUUAUCAAUAUGAUAAAUAGCAUUUAUAAUUUAUAUUGUAUGUGAAUUCUGUAUUUUUUCUGUUUGAGGAUUGGCACACAAAGUGAAGAGAGAGCCUUUGUACCUUGAGGGUUAAGAAAUAUUAAUAGAAGAAAAGUGGAAAUGAAAAUUCGGGUUAUUUGACAUAGGAGGUCUUAAGUUAUUAAAACUGACAAACAAGCAGCAAGCUGCCAUUCAUUUACAGAAGACCAAAGGCCAAAAGUUUAUUUUCAGGCCCUCUAAUAUGUUCUUUAUUCUAAUAGCCUUAAGCAUACAAGGAACUAUGGAAAGGUCCCGUGGAUACAGAUGUCUGAUUUGUGAUUAGGACAGUUGUGGUUUCUGUACACUCAGUACAGAAACUGGACUAAAGGACUGCGGGAGCAGUCUGACAUCAAGUAAAACUUUAGUUCUGCCUCACAAAAUCUGCUCAAGAGGAGAAGAAACUCCGUUUGCAUUUGAAAUGUUUGUUAUUUGGCAAGCAAUUAAGGUUCCGUAAUUUUAGAUAAAUUGCAAUGAAUUGACCAAUUUACAGUAUGUUAUUCUACUAUAGCAGCAGCACUGAAACACAGGUCCCACAACAUUGCUGUUACUGUAGCCUGUAACUCUCCCCCUCCUGUGUCUCCAAUUUUGAAAACAGACAUGCUGCAUCUCUGACUACUUCUGAAGAACCUUCAGCCAUGUCCAGAUAGUAAUUUGAAUUCUACAUAUUUCUACAUUUUUACUUUCUUUUUAAAAACAAAACAAAAACCUUUCUAUACAAAUACUUGAAUUAUUUAUAUUGAUCAUGGUAUCCUUUUUAUAUCUCCAGACUCCUUAGAAAUGUGGGAUGGAGGUCAUAUGCCUUAAGUACAUUCAUGUAUUUAGCAAUUUCAAGUGUGACUCCUGCUCAGACUGAAUUCUUUGUUACCUUUGGUGUAUUUGUUUCCUGUUGCUUUUCAAUGCUUUUUCUAAAUCAGUGAACAAAUAAAACUGUGUAUCAAAUAAAUGUGUAGAUUCAGCAA
Molecule: messenger RNA, 5843 nt
Organism: Lepisosteus oculatus (spotted gar)
Lineage: Eukaryota; Metazoa; Chordata; Actinopteri; Semionotiformes; Lepisosteidae
Product: dual specificity phosphatase 26
Biological process (GO): negative regulation of MAPK cascade; protein dephosphorylation
Cellular component (GO): cytoplasm
Molecular function (GO): protein tyrosine/serine/threonine phosphatase activity; MAP kinase phosphatase activity
Source: RefSeq, a predicted model, not a curated record